UCAUACUUCUUCUCUUUUCCAUACCCUCUUUCUUCAGACCCAUCUCAACGUUCUUCAGAAAUAUGUCGGAAAUCGCAGCCCUGGAGGCUGAGGUCAAGGAGUUCAAGCUUCAGCUUGAAACCGUCCAAUCGAGUUUGCAGGUAGACCCAGACAACACAGAAUUGCAAAGUCUCAAAACUGAGCUGGAAGAACUUAUAAACCUUACCGAAACAUCCAUCGCCGAACUGAAACCGCCAGCGCCACCAGCAGUACCCCAACCAGCCGCGGCGAAGGAUAAAGGAGCGAAGGACAGUUAUAGCACACAGAGCAACUAUCGCAAACCGACCGCUGAGCAGCCCGAUGAACCGGCACCAUCCUACCAGUCGUCCUUCUCCGUCAACGAAAACGUUCUUGCGCGCUGGGUAUCGGGCGAUAACUCGUUCUAUCCCGCGCGCAUCACCUCCAUCACCGGCUCCUCGAGCAACCCCGUCUACCUCGUUUCGUUCAAGUCGUACGGGACAGUGGAAUCUCUGACUUCCAAGGACAUUCGGCCAAUCUCCAGCAAUGACUCGCGUAAGCGCAAGGCUGAUGCAGGCUCAGGCAAUUCUUCUUCCCAAUCACCGGCACCCCAGCCAUCCCACUCGAGCGUGAUUUCUGCGGCGGCGGACAUCAACCCUGCGUUGGCCAACCAGGCGCGUCAAGAGCCGACCAAGGUGAGCGAGGGGUCCGCACGGCCUACCAAGGCCGCCCGCAAGGUGAAGGCCAACAAGGAGCUGGAGGCGGGCAAGAUGAAGUGGAAGGAUUUUGCCAGCAAAGGGAAACUCGGACGCAAGAAGGAGAGCAUGUUCCGAACAGGAGACGGAUUGAAUGCUCGAGUGGGCUUUACGGGGUCCGGCCAACAGAUGCGCAAAGAUCCGACGCGAUCGCGACACGUCUACCAGCAAGGCGAGGAAGAAGGAUACUAGUUCUCUGAGUGUUGAUCGAUGGGAUACAUCCCGCCGUUACCUCGUGUCCUCUACCAUGUAUCACAUCGCUAACGGGCUAUGGUGACAGAUCUAGUGCAAGUCGAUCCUGUCGCAGGAGCGGGGGAGCGAUCGUCGAUGUCCACACUUGAUGUGGUAGGAUACCAAAAUUUCUGAUAACGAAGGACUUUCUCUUUGUAAUUUAUUCCAUUCUUAUUCUAUUUAUUAUUACUGCCAUGA
Aspergillus aculeatinus CBS 121060 is the source of this 1181-nucleotide messenger RNA. RefSeq lists its product as uncharacterized. The transcript has 3 exons. Gene Ontology annotation, molecular function: DNA-binding transcription factor activity. The record is from RefSeq and is a predicted model, not a curated record. Gene Ontology annotation, biological process: negative regulation of DNA-templated transcription. Bases 63 to 944 code for a protein of 293 amino acids. NCBI's taxonomy places the organism in Eukaryota, Fungi, Ascomycota, Eurotiomycetes, Eurotiales, Aspergillaceae.